AUGCACACAUUGGAUUUAGCGAAUUUCCCUGUAACAGACACUCUAAAGAUGUUAGCCUCACUACUAGAGAAAAUAACAAACGCCAACGACCAACUAAAAACACAUAAUAAUAGUAACAGCAAUAAUGAAACAAUUUCUAACCAACAACAAGCCGUUACUCCUUUCACGCGAUUUCAUGCACGUUCAGUACCUUCAAUAGAUAUCCAUUCUUAUCUCUCCAGGAUAUUGAAGUACUGCCCAACUUCAAAUGAAUGUUUUCUUUCUUUACUGGUAUAUUUUGAUCGCAUGUCAAAGAAUGCAAUGAAAACAACAGGGAAACCAUUUUCCAUAGAUUCCUUCAACAUACAUCGUUUAAUAAUAGCUGGAGGAUUACCAGUUUCAGAAUUAAAUCAUUUAGAAUUGGAAUUUCUAGUAUUGAAUGAUUUUCGUUUAGCUAUUACAGUUGAAGAAUUACAAAGAUACGGCGACCAGCUACUUAAACAUUGGGUAAUGGAAGAGGAAAUUAACAAAGGUGUGCCAUCUACUGAUGAAACAUCUAGUAGUAGUAAAGGUGGGGGUUCAAAAUCGUUAAAAGAAGAAGAUUCAAUUUACCACCAUCUCAAUAACAAUAGCAAUGGGAGUAAUAAUCAUUUUGGCAGAGGUCAUCGUAGAGAGAGCAGUCAUCCAGCCAAACCGAUAAGCAACACAACUUAUCAAACUACAUUGACUUCUUCACCUCAAAUAUAUUCAUCCUCAUAUUCAUCAAAAACACCACCGCAACCACCUUCUUCUAUAUUAACGAAUUCCCCAUCUUCACCGUCAUCAAUGCUUUCAAAUACAUCAAUAAAUGGAAAUAGUAGCAACAGUAGUAAUAAUAGCAGCCAACAAAUUCCAAUAAAUGGAUCACCUAUGCAUGCGCCAUUUAUAUCAAAUAAUGUGUUUAACACCCAGCCACAUUUUCAUCAUUUACAUAAACAGUAUGCGCAUCAUUCUCAAUCUCAACAUGUACGAUCAAUGAGCCUAGGCUCAACAGUUAAACGUGCAAAUAGUAGUGGUUCAUUGCUUAGUCGUGCUAGAAGUGGUGAUCUUACCGAUGAAUUACAACAAUAUCAUCAACAGAGACACUCUUCUCCAAAACCAAUAAUAAAUCCUGAUGAUCUCGCUUACAGAACUGCUGCCGGUGCUCCUCCGUUUGUUCCCCCGCCACCUUCACUGCAAUCAAAACAGUCUUCUUCAAUGAAUGCUUCUUCAUAUCAAUACGCAACUCCAUCGUCAUCAUCAUAUCCUUUCUCAGGAUAUCCCCCGCCUCCUUCAACACAAUCAUUAACAGGAGGGUUUUCAAUCAAUCCUGCUACCGCAAUUGGAAAUGUCGCACAUUCAGCAGCUGUUGCUGCUUUAAGUUAUGCGCGUAGAGCUUCGCUUGCAUUACCGCCAUUACCACGUCAUAUUGCCGCAUUUCAUACAAGUUCAUUGCCAUCGCCUAUCACAACCACUAACCCUACUACCAAUACUAACGGUAAUAAUAAUAAUGGAACCAUAACCAACACGACGACGGCAAAGAAGAAAAAUAAUAAUAACGAUAUUUUAAAUCCAAAUACAACGAGACGUUGUUCUGUACCUGCUUGGAGUGGAAGCACCCUAUCAAAAGCAACAAAUUCAGUGAUGGUUAACGGUUAUAAUGGUUCAGCAUCAAUACCGGUAGCACCAGAAAUUCCAAGAAGAGGUAGUUGGGUUAUAGUUAAUAAUCCUACAAAUCAAGCAACUCACUAUCACCACGGACAUUAUUCUCAUGGUGGUCAUCAUGAUUUACAUCAUCAUCAUAGAUCAACAACAGGUGAAAUUAUAACUACCACUACCUCUACUACCACCAAUAAUAACAAAUCCACUUCUCCAUCCUCCCCACCCUCCCCACCUUUGCCAUCUUCACCAUCAUCUUUACCUUCUUUCCAUACCACCACCGCUAAAUCAACACCUUCGACAAUAACAGUAAUAACGACUAAAGUCGAUUCUAAUAUUAGCGACAAUAAUGACAACAAACUUAGUAAUAUAAAUGGAAUUACCAGCAUUACAAAUAAAUCAGAUACAGAAAAUCAAUCAAAGAAAAAUUAG
Messenger RNA from Entrophospora sp. SA101, 2088 nucleotides. The record is from the annotation of a GenBank genome assembly. NCBI's taxonomy places the organism in Eukaryota, Fungi, Glomeromycota, Glomeromycetes, Entrophosporales, Entrophosporaceae.